CCCUCACCCACCUCACUUCAGCCCAGCUGAGCACAACCGGGAGAGAAGUGUUUGGUACGUGCACAGGGACUCUAUGAUCAAGCACCGGGCCCAGAAAGCUCCCCCUGGGCAACACAGGCACUGUGAGCAGUGCUUCAGCCAGCACUGCCACGCACCCAUUGAGGUCUCCGUGUCCUGCAUGGUGAUCAGCUGCCGCCUCCACUGUGGGGCCACCUUCCACAUGUGCAAGGAGGAGGAGCACAAAUUGCUCUGCCCCUUGGAGCAGGUGUCCUGCCUCAACUCAGCCUAUGGCUGCCCUUUCUCCAUGGCCCGCUUUAAGCUGGGGAAACACCUCCAGGUCUGUCCAGCCAGUGUUGUCUGCUGCUCAAUGGAGUGGAAUCGCUGGCCAAAUGUGGAUUCAGACACAACCCUGCACAAGAAUAUUAUGAAAGAGACCGUGAAUGAAGAAUGUCUGGACAUAGCUUUGGCACUCAGAGACCAGAAGAUACUUUUCAGGACUUUGAAAAUAGCUGAAUUAUUUCCAGAGUGGAGGAAAAAGGAUGAACUGGAAGAGCUAAUGGAUCAAGCCAUGGGUGGUGAAGCAGGUGCUGUGGGGGGAGCUGCCUGUAGUUCCCAAGAGGGCAGUGACCAGUCUGAGCUCAGCCAGCGUGAGCGGGAAGAUUUGGCAAAGGACAAAGAGGGAAUGGAUCUGGGGAGUUACAAAACCUGGGAGAACAUUUUCAGCAAAGAGCUUCUGGCUUGCCAGGUAACGGGCUCAGCACCCAGCACAGGACGAAAGACAGAGGAGGCUUCCAAGAAAACAGCAUCAGCCCCUCGUGCUGCCAGCUCCACAGAGAAGGCAAAGGAAGGACCUGAUGGUGCAGAAGAGGGAAAGGGCCAAAAGUCUGAACAAGUAACACCGAGUAGAGAACUGAAUGGACUGGCUCCCUGGCAAGAAGGGGUCCUGGAGAGGCUGAAGAAGGAAGUCGGUGUAGCUGAUUACAACAUGUAUCUGGUACAUCAUGGGGGAAUGCUCAUCCGCUUUGGCCAGAUGGCUGCUUGCACUCCCAGAGAAAAAGACUUUGUCUAUGGGAACUUGGAAGCCCAGGAGGUGAAGACUGUCUACACCUUCAAAGUGCCAGUUAGUUACUGUGGCAAAAGAGCACGACUAGGAGAUGCACUGGGCCACAAGGUGCCAACUUCAGACAAGUCAGUGGAUACCUCAGAACUGGGAAUAAACAUAGAAGAACUACCUAAGACAAACAUAGUUGAAGCCACACUACUGUGUGCUCUGGAAAAAGAGCUGAAAGGCCAUGAGAUUUCUGAAGCAAGAGGUAUUGAUGGACUCUUUAUGGAUUUUGCAACACAGACAUACAGCUUUCCUUUGGAGCCCUUCUCCUCCAGCGCAGUUCUAGCAGAUAUUCUGGAUGAAAACAGCCCACCAGAGCUGCACAUGGAACUCUACACUGAGUGUGUAACCAGAAGACACAACAAAAGCAGUUCAGCUUUCACGUUCACUUGCAGUCAUUUCUUUAGGAGGGACGAGUUCCCAUCGCACUUCAAGAAUGUGCACGCUGAUAUCCAGUCAUGCCUGGAUGGAUGGUUCCAGCAUCGCUGCCCGCUGGCCUACUUGGGAUGUCCUUUUGUUCAAAAUCACUUCCGCCCUGAGGGACUUAAGGCCAAGGUUAUUUACAGCAAGCCUCUCAAGACAUUUGCUAUUAAGCCAGAGGUGGACACGCUUCUUGCUGAACCGGGAAAGUGCAAUUCCACAGUGGAUAGUCGAGGGGAAAACAAGGACUUGCUGAGCAGCCUCCCAGUGGAAGUGCUCAAGUACAUUGCGGGAUUCCUGGACAGCUUCAGUUUAUCUCAGCUGUCACAAGUGUCAGUGCUCAUGAGGGACAUCUGUGCCACUCUUCUUCAAGAGAGGGGGAUGGUCCUGCUGGUCUGGGAGAAAAAAAGAUAUUCCCACGGUGGUACUUCGUGGAAAGCUCACAAAAAGAUCUGGCAGUUCAGCAGCCUGUUCUCCAGAGUUCACAACUGGCAGUGCAGCGGCAGCCCGAGCAUGUCGGAGCACCUGAGGAAUUGUCCCUUCUACCAGGUGGAGCACAGGACGGAGCCUGUGCUGCUGACGGGCAUGAGCGAAUCUCGGGAGCAGACUCGAAAGACUUUGGUCUCUACUUUCAAGCGCAGAGUCUGAACAACUUGCUUCCCCUCUGCCAUGCUCCCUUCAGGGCUCUUGAGAUGAAGAUUUGGGAAUUCAGGUGUAAAGAUUGUUGCUUCCAACUCUCCUUUGGACGUACAAAAUUGGCUUCUCUCCAGCUGCAUUUGAAACAUCUGCAUCGGUUUUUUCCUGCAUUAAUUUGUUAAAACUUCAUCCACUGCUUACUAAUACCACAUGCUUUCUGUUUAUGUUUCUGUUCCUGGUUUAAUACAGCAUCUUGAAGAAAGCAAUGAGGAUCUUACUUGAAAUCAGCAUUUUCACAUCCUUGAAGGUAAACCAAAGCCUCGGCAAUUUCUAAGGGCUUCAGAAUAGAGGACACCUUUGUGCCACUCACCUGCAGUCCUUUGCCUCCUAUCCCUUGACAUAUCCUGCUCAGAAGAGCCAGCCCUGUCCAAAUAUUAACAGAGCCCUUGGUUGGUAUGGGAGGGGGAGGUCUGCCCUUGGUGGAGAAGCUGAAUGACCAUUCAGGGAUGGACUCACGGGAAAACACAACUUUGUCCAGGGAGGGCAGCCUGGACAGCCUCAGCUCCAUGCUGCAUUGCUGUGUUCCAGGCAACAGGCACACACUUUUGGAAAUGCCUCUUCUCUGGUUCCAGAGAAGAUUACAUUGCAUGUAGAUGUGUUUGUAUGACUACACAUAUGAUGUGCAUCUACAGGUACGUGCAUGUAAGUAGACACACAACAUGUAUGUAGAUGUAGAUGUGCACCUGUAUAUAAGUACACUUGGGAAAUGUCUACAAGGCAUUAACCAAGAUCUUUAUGUAUUUAUGCAUUUUAUGUGUGAAGCUGAGCAUAUAUGUAGGCAAAAAUCAGUACUUCAAAAUGGUAAAUCCUCAAGCAGGGGAAGUUAUGGGUUAAACUGAGAGCAAAUCAAGCAAUCAGAAAAAUAGGACUCUCCAGGAGAAAGCUGCAAUAAAAUUUUUAUUUAUAGACGUUUCACUGCUGGGAGUUUACAAGAUGAAGAAGAUCUGUGGCUCUGUAUUUGUGAAAAAGAAGACAGACAUGAUUAAACGCUUUUCUGGCCUAACAGGGAAUCUGAAGGUUAACACUUAGAAACCUUGUAUAAAACCAACAGGGGGAAAAAAAAAAAAAGAAAAACCAGAAGGAAGGGGUGUAUGGAAAGGAGGUAUAUGGCACACAAUAAAAGUGAGAAUUUAUGGAGCAUACAAGGUGAUAAGGAGUGUUCAAAAUAAUCUGGAAAAACUGGAUUGCUGCAAGUGCUAACGGCACUUGGAGGCAGGUUUUUUUCAAAAUACAUUGAAAACUAAGAAAUAGUAGUCACAGUCUAGGCUCUUACUGGGUGGAUAUAGGUAAAACUGUUGAUAGUGAAGACUUUUGAUGGAGGCUUCUUGAUACAGAAAAGUUACUUGUUUGCAUACAGAAAGAAAUGGAUUUAUGUACUCACACUACAUGAGGAUAGUAAAAAACUUCCUCAUCUUUCUGCAAACUAAGGAAAGUUUUAACAGCGUCUAUUAAGCAUAAGUAUUUUCAGAUCAGUAGCCAAACAAAUUUGCAUCUCAUAAUUGUAAAAAAUUUGACUGAGGAGGCACCUGGCUCAAUGGUUAGGUAUUUAAAAAUCCUGGUAUACUAGAGAAAUCCCAAGGUCUUGGAAAAAUAUGUGCCAGUGUCCAGAGAGAGAAAGCGAGAUGACACCCGACUGUUAGAUGGUUCUGCAGUAAUAAUCACAGGUAAGAGAGUGUCAAGUUAUUACAAGUUAGCUAACAUAUGGUCUAACAAAAUAAUUUUAAUAAGUUAGUGUUUAAAAAAAAAGUUGUGAGAAACAAACCUGACUUCAUUCUUUGACAAAAUAAUACGUUUGGUUGAUGAAAGCACUGGUGUAAAUUUAAUAAAUCAAGAAAUUUGUAAAUUCUGAAGAAAAAAGAAUGUAUGUCUGUA
Corvus hawaiiensis (hawaiian crow) is the source of this 4096-nucleotide messenger RNA. RefSeq names its product F-box protein 40 (gene FBXO40). The record is from RefSeq and is a predicted model, not a curated record. Lineage: Eukaryota; Metazoa; Chordata; Aves; Passeriformes; Corvidae. The transcript has 4 exons. Gene Ontology annotation, molecular function: zinc ion binding; protein binding; ubiquitin protein ligase activity. Gene Ontology annotation, cellular component: cytoplasm. Bases 74 to 2176 code for a protein of 700 amino acids.